CCUUUGUUUUUGUUUGGGAUGAUCCCCAUCAUAACAUAACCUAAAACCUAAUCCACACUGGAAUCGAGUCGAAUCGUGGAUGCUCGGGACGUUCCGCGUAUACGUACGUGCAGUAAAUUAGUCCCGUGGAGCAACGCAGAAUAACGUACACCCGUAGCCCGUAUUUCAAGCGAAACGUGAAAAUGAAUGAAAUGCGCAGGCAUCCUCACGCACGUAGGAUUUGCUGCACUUAAACUCUCUACUAGAACUUACGCCCCUUACUAGCCCUUGCAUUUUGACAACUAAUAACUUAAAACGUGCCUAUUCGUGGUAAUAAGUCAAAUCAUACAAUUUAAAAAUAUCGAUCAUCAGCACCCUUACUAGCAACUCACACUUUGACAAGUUAAAGUAGGGUGUGUCGAGAGACUCGAUAGUAUAAAAUGGCGGCGUCUAGCGUCUCGACGGAAAGUCCCGAAAAUUCAAACGGGGAAACUUUAGAAAACUACGAGAAUGUCGCUUUUGGGGCUCCGGAGGACCAGCCGGAAGUCGUGCAUGUGGACUUAUCAGUGAAAUGCCGGGGCUGCUUUGCCGAGGAGCCCGAAAUGCACUUUUUAUUCACCAAUUUCGAUCAGGACUUGAGUUUGGCCGAUAUUUUAAUGCAAACUACUUCAUUUGAGUGUUAUGAGGAUGAUGAAUUCCCUCCAUAUUUCUGUAUAAAGUGCACCGCAUCCCUCGUCUCUUUUUUCAACUUUAAGAUCCAGUACCAAAAGACUGAAAUUUAUAUAAGAAACCUGCUUGGAAAACCCUCAGCUUCCCCAAUGGAAUAUAUAACACUAACGGGGGGUGAUGACUUAAUGGAAGAGGAAACUCCUGUUUUUAAUGAUGAUCUUGCAAUGCACAACAGGGAUGGAAGGGACAAAAAGUUUUCAACAGAGGAGGUACAGCCCUCCAAAAAGUGCUCGGAAUGCAAAAACCUAUUUACCCUAGAAACCUUUAAGGCCCACUGGGAAACCCACAAAAUAAAUAAUUGCCCUGAAUGUGACUAUAAAACAGUUAAAAAACCGGAUCUUGAAUUGCACAUGCAAACCCGCCAUAGUGAGGAGAGAAAAUUUGUGUGUACACAGUGUGGUUUCCGGUUUAAAAGCAAACAACUGCUUAGAAGGCAUGAAAGAAGACAUUUGAAUCUGAGGAAUUACUGCUGCGAAACCUGCGGUAUGAGGUUUAAUGACUUGGGGCCCUUAAAGACCCAUAUCAAGUUAAAACACAUUGGGACAAGGGAGUUUAUUUGCUCAGUUUGUGGCUUAGAUUUCCCUUUAAAAGCUACUCUGGAUAAGCAUAUUUUGAGACAUAAUAAGAAUAGGCCAGCUCCUUAUAACUGUACCGAAUGUUCAAUGCGUUUCCAAGAUAAAUGCUCAAUGCUACGUCACAAACGGGUGAAACACAGCGGCCAAUUCGUCAGACCGAUGUGCCAUCACUGCGGCAAAACUUACUGCUCGAUCACGAAAUUGAAUUAUCACGUAGAACGACAUCACGGCGAUACGCCUCCGGCGUUUAAGCAAAGAGGUCGCAAGCCCCAAGGGUAUUUGGAGUUUACCAAAGAGUCUACGGAUGGUGAGGAGGAGUUCGUUAGUGACGAGUGGGCGGAGCACAGCGAGGAGGAACACGAAGAAAAUGUAGAGGAUGGAUAUAGUAUGAUAAAGCGGCGAGAAGGAGAGAUGAUACGUCAACUUCAGAAACAACGAGCCAUUGAUUCAGAAGACACUAUAACGGAUCCUCAGUCUGAACUGGAGGAAGCUGUGAGUUAGUUUUUUACUGAGCCUCGCGCUUUCAUAAAAUUGUUAAUAUUUUUAAUAAAAUUUUAUGGUUUUA
Messenger RNA from Anthonomus grandis grandis, 1848 nucleotides. RefSeq names its product zinc finger protein 2-like. Gene Ontology annotation, biological process: regulation of transcription by RNA polymerase II. Gene Ontology annotation, molecular function: DNA-binding transcription factor activity; zinc ion binding; RNA polymerase II cis-regulatory region sequence-specific DNA binding. The record is from RefSeq and is a predicted model, not a curated record. The coding region runs from base 420 to 1784 and encodes 454 amino acids. Gene Ontology annotation, cellular component: nucleus. NCBI's taxonomy places the organism in Eukaryota, Metazoa, Arthropoda, Insecta, Coleoptera, Curculionidae. The transcript has 7 exons.